AUGGCGGGUUUUGAGUACUCAUCGGUCUCGCAGUCUUCGGUUCCUGAGAAGAUAUCGCCAAUGAGGAGGGUAGACUACGCCGCCAAAGCUGUUGAUGGAGACCCAUUUACAUUCAUUCAAACGAAAAAUGGAAGCAACAAUUACUGGAAGAUUACAUUUGAUAAACCCACCACGAUAUCAUGUUUUACAAUGUUUGUCACUGGAGGUGUAUAUACGAUAAGUGUAAAUUUAAGCUAUCCACAUUCAAAGGAGAAAAUUUGCGAUGAAAUACCUGCAGAAUCUCUGAAACACAUCUACAAAAUUAACGUUUGUUGUGACAGAGAGGUUAAGGUGGAUUCUUUCAUGAUCACGCGCACAGAUGUUGGAGUGUUACAGCUAAAUGAAAUAUACUUAAAGGGUUGCUGCAAAGGUUUCUACGGUUUUUCAUGUACGAAAUGCAAUGAAUCUUGCUCCACAUGUGACGCAGCGAAUGGGGAAUGCUUAUCAUGCUCUCCAUUCAGGUUUGGAGCCCAAUGUGAGAAGGAUUGUCCGUAUAAAUGUCUGGACGGGCUUUGUGAUAGAGACACGGGACUAUGUACAAGUUGUUAUCCCGGAGCAUAUGGGCAGAAAUGUACACCUUGUGAAGCAGGGAAGUAUGGAUAUUACUGCAAUCAGUCUUGCACUGACCAUUGUGAUAGCGAUUGUGAAGCUGAAACAGGCAAAUGCAUUACGUCCAGGAGUUUUAAUAACAAUAUAGAUGUCUUCAAUCAAAAGAAUAUUUCCAUAGCUGUGGUAAUCUUCUUAGCCUUAAAUAUAAUUAUAAUAAUUGCCCUCGUUGAGAGAAAAGCAAUACUGCGGACAUGUAUGGCCAAGAAGUAUGACACUUGUGAGACAUAUCGUGUAAUAGAGUUGGAGGAAAUUCGGCAGGACAAUCAAAACGAAUAUGAGGAAAUAUGUCAACAUGAGUAUGUGAACACAUUAGAUCUGGGUGUCUCUAUUGAGAAAUUUGUAGAAAAAGUCAGACGUAAGAUGAUUGAUUUUUUCAAGGAAUUUAAGGAAAUUCCUUGUGAAACGACAGAUGAUCAUCUCAACGCACUUCUUCCUGAGAAUAGAAGGAAAAAUCGUUACAAGAAAAUAUAUCCAAAUGCAGUGCGUGCAGUACUGGCCUCAAACGGAAGAAAGGAUAGGGCGCGUAAAGAUUAUCCCACAGAGCUGUCGUAUAAUGGAGUGCAUAACAAUUAGAACUUUUCUUUUAGAGAGGGAUGGCGAAUCGCGAACUCUAAAGCAUUACCAAUUUACGGGCUGGUUUAAGAACAAAGUUCCAAGUAAUGUAAAUGCAAUAAUACAGUUCCAUAAUUUGGCCAAAUUUAAAGAGGAGGAGGAAUCGGGACCAAUUGUCAUUCACUGCAGCGCGGGUAUUGGGAGAACGGGGACAUACGUAGCCUUUGAUUACCUAAUGGACGAAGCCAAUAAGAAAGGAACUGUUGACGUCACAAACUGCAUCGGAAAACUACGUCAGCAAAGACCGUUUAUGGUGCAAACCUCGGAAGAGUACCGUUUUCUGCACGAAGCCUUAUCUGAAAAUCUCACACAUUUGUAUGUGGACGUCAUAUCCUGAAA
Messenger RNA from Saccostrea echinata, 1599 nucleotides. RefSeq lists its product as uncharacterized. Bases 1 to 1221 code for a protein of 406 amino acids. The transcript has 9 exons. NCBI's taxonomy places the organism in Eukaryota, Metazoa, Mollusca, Bivalvia, Ostreida, Ostreidae. The record is from RefSeq and is a predicted model, not a curated record.